This is a messenger RNA of Artibeus jamaicensis (Jamaican fruit-eating bat), 1774 nucleotides long. RefSeq names its product transmembrane protein 150A (gene TMEM150A). Bases 481 to 1293 code for a protein of 270 amino acids. The transcript is spliced from 8 exons. The record is from RefSeq and is a predicted model, not a curated record. NCBI's taxonomy places the organism in Eukaryota, Metazoa, Chordata, Mammalia, Chiroptera, Phyllostomidae. Gene Ontology annotation, biological process: protein localization to plasma membrane.
CUGCCCCACCCCCGGCUUCCCGCCUCCCGAACCUUCCACUGCAGGAACGGAAACCAGGACUAUCCUUUCGGCAUCUCGGAGUCACAGCCGCUGCCGGAGUCCUCGUGCCCGGGUCCCCAAGGCUGGGCAGCACGUCCAUUGCACGGGUCUCUGCGCUGGGGCUCAGGAUUUGUAGUCCGCAGCAGAGCACGGGCCCGCGGGGCAGGGACUCCAGGUCCCGGCGGGCGGCGCGGUGCAACGCGGCCUGGGCUGGGGGCGUGGCCGCCGGCCCUUUAAACCUGCAGGGCCGCUUUGAGGGCCGCAGCCCCGGAUGGCGCCACGCCGGACUGAGUAGUGUGCGGCAGCCGCAGGGCGCUUUGGGGAGGCUGGGGCAGUUGAUGGUUUUGGAGAAGUAUCUUAAGGUAGCUGGCCCUGCCCCCUCCUCCCCACCUGCCUCUUGUCAUCCCUCCCACACCACUACCACCCUGGCUCCCCCCCCCCAUGACCGCCUGGAUCCUCCUUCCUGUCAGCUUGUCAGCAUUCUCCAUCACUGGCCUAUGGACUGUGUAUGCCAUGGCCGUGAUGAACCGCCACGUGUGCCCUGUGGAGAACUGGUCUUACAACGAGUCCUGCUCUCCUGACCCCGCUGAGCAAGGGGGUCCCAAGACCUGCUGCACCCUGGACGAUGUCCCCCUCAUCAGCAAGUGCGGCACAUAUCCCCCAGAGAGUUGCCUCUUCAGCCUCAUUGGCAACGUGGGUGCUUUCAUGGUGGCCCUGCUCGGCCUCCUGCUCUACGGGCAGCUCCUGGAGCAGAGUCGGCAUUCCUGGAUUAACACCACAACACUCAUCACAGGCUGCACCAAUGCUGCAGGCCUUGUGGUGGUCGGGAACUUUCAGGUGGAUCAUGCCAAGUCUCUGCAUUACAUCGGAGCCGGUGUGGCCUUGCCGGCCGGGUUGCUGUUUGUCUGCCUGCACUGUGUCCUCUCCUACCAUGGGGCCACCGCCCCCCAGGACCUGGCUAUGGCCUACCUGAGGAUUGUGUUGGCAGCCAUCGCCUUUGUCGCCCUGAUCCUCAGCGGCGUCUUCUUCGUCCAUGAGAGUUCUCAGCUGCAGCACGGGGCAGCCCUGUGCGAGUGGGUGUUUGUCAUCGACCUCCUCAUUUUCCACGGCACCUUCUGCUACGAGUUUGGGACAGUCUCCUCAGAGACACUGGUGGCUGCACUGCAGCCUGCUGGCCGGGCCUGCAAGUCCUCCGGGAGCACCAGCACCUCCACUCACCUCAACUGUGCCCCUGAGAGCAUAGCCAUGAUCUGAGGUCUGGGGAGGGUGGCUGGCCCAGCCUCCACUGCUCCCUGCCUAUGUCUUCUUUGCAUUUAUUUUGUACCAAAAACAAUUUUAAGAAAGUAUUCUGUUGGGAUAUAGGCUUCCUUGCCCCUGGACGAGGAGCCAUCCCACACCCACCUGUGCCAUAGAGGAGCGGGCCCUGGCAGCUGCCUAAGCUGUGCAUGACCCGCCCCCCACUGUUUCUGUUUAAAGGUCACAUAUCCGCAGUCACCCAGCCAACCCUUCAGGUGCCUUCUAUUCCCCAGUUGCAGGGCCAGAUCACUGGGGUUUCGUGCUGCAGGAAUUGGGGGCUGGGAACGGCAAGGAUAAAAGUGCUGGGGGUAGGGGCAUGCCUUAGUAUGUGGGAAGGCCCACUUUUGGGCCCUGGGAUUCUUCACUGUGCCCCUUACUUUUUUUAGGGCAAAUAACAGCAGAACCAUGUGGAUAUUUUAGUACUUUUAUAUGUAUAUAU